AUGGCAAACAACCUCAGGAUUAGAAAAGGAAGUACACUUGGCAGUUACCACGUGGUGGAGCAGAUCCUUGGUCAGGGCAGCUUUGGCACGGUAGCCAAAUGCCGCAAUACAGAAAGCAACAAUACGGUGGCAGUCAAGGUCAUCAGGGGCAAGGAAGACUUUGUGCAGUCAGCGAUGGAGGAAAUUGACAUUCUGACGCGACUACGGUGUCUGGACUCAGAAACCUGUAACAUCGUCCAGUGGAAUGGCUUUUUCUUUGACAAGGAGAAUAUCUGCACUGUGUUUGAACUCCUUGAUCAAAGCCUCCAUGAAUAUGUGCAGGAGCAAGACAAGUGGGGUCUUUCCGUUGGAGAGCUGAGGCCUGUUCUACACCAGGUGGCCACAGCUGUUUCCCACCUGCACUCCAUUGGUUUUGUGCACAUGGACCUAAAACCACAUAACAUCAUGGUUGUGGACCGACAUCAGCUCCCACUCAAAGUCAAACUUAUUGACUUUGGCCUGGCACGUCCAGUGUCAGCGUUAAAACAAGGAGACUGUAUGGGGACCAUGUGUUACUGUGCGCCAGAGAUGUUACUCGGAGUACCAUUCAAUGAGUCCAUUGAUAUGUGGGCUCUGGGUCUUACAAUGACGGAGCUGGCAAUGGGAUGCGCACUCUACCCAGGCGAUGCGGAGUACGAUGUUCUCCGAUUCGUCGUGGAAACCCAAGGCCAGCCACCUGAUGACGUCCUGGACAGUGGAUUGUACACUCAGACUUACUUCUAUACCCAGAAACACGGCACAUCACGCUGGAGAUUUAUGACUCCAGAAGAUGUGUAUUAUGAGCAUGGAUACUCUGCAUCAGAUACCAGGAAAGUCAAGCUCAGUUCUCUGGAUGAAAUUGAGGAGGCUAUGGAGAAAGACACUGAACACCAGAAUGAUCAGAAGCUGUUCGUCAGCUUGAUCAAAAGCAUGCUGAUCCUUGAUGCGUCUAACAGGAUCAAAGCUCGGGAGGUUCUAGAGCAUCAAUUCUUUGCUCCCAGCCACAUACAAGAACAAGGAAGGGACCCAAAUCCCCAGCAGGCUGCUACAUUGAGGGAGAAAUAUGAAGACCCCAACGUCAGCGAAACCGAGGACUUUACCAUUCAAAUAAGCCACAUGGAAGAUGGAGUCCUAUGCCCUACUCGCUCCUUGACUGCUACAUCACAGGAACCCUUGCUUGGGGUUGAUUUUAAAACUGAGGCCAAAACCAAGACCAAGAAGAAAAGCUGGUUGAGAUGCAUCAUGAGAAGAGUUUCAAAGGCCUUCCACAGAUGCUUCUCUUAG
This is a messenger RNA of Stegastes partitus (bicolor damselfish), 1302 nucleotides long. The record is from RefSeq and is a predicted model, not a curated record. Lineage: Eukaryota; Metazoa; Chordata; Actinopteri; Pomacentridae.